AUGAAGCUGAUAUGCUUAUAUCUGCAUUCAUAGCCUUAACUACAAUCAAUCCAAUAAUAUAGAUGUUAUCAUUUGCGGUAUUUUAAUAUCAUUUUUUUUAAGAUUUUUAACCUUUAAAAUAAAUGUCUUUCAUACUCUGUUAUUUGCAAUAUUGAACUUGUUAAAAACUUGAGAUUUUGUCUUGAUUUAUUUAUUUUUAGCCUUAAAGCCAUUUUUCGAAGAGGUAAUCAGAACUUUUAGUGCUGAAGGAUACUUAAAGUUCAAGAGCUAUGCUUCAAAAUUUUAAGGUAGUUUAGCUACUUCAGUAUUUGAAACAUUUUAAACGAAUCCUAAUGAUAUUUAAUCAAUAAAACAUUAGCCAUUUUCUGAGGCAGAAGAAAUUUUGAAGAAGUUUUGA
Molecule: messenger RNA, 397 nt
Organism: Paramecium pentaurelia
Lineage: Eukaryota; Ciliophora; Oligohymenophorea; Peniculida; Parameciidae
Source: the annotation of a GenBank genome assembly